Spodoptera littoralis (African cotton leafworm) is the source of this 891-nucleotide messenger RNA. NCBI's taxonomy places the organism in Eukaryota, Metazoa, Arthropoda, Insecta, Lepidoptera, Noctuidae. The record is from the annotation of a GenBank genome assembly.
AUGAAGACGCUUAUUUUAUUACUUUUCGUAAUAAAAUUAAUUUCUGCAAAGCCGACAUCGAUUGUUUUGUGGCAUGGAAUGGGAGACACAUGCUGUGUAAGCUUCAGUCUAGGUGGUAUAAAAUUAUUUUUAGAAAAAAAAAUCCCUGGUGUCUAUGUCAGUUCUCUAAGGAUUGGCAGUUCCACUGUAGAGGAUUUCGAGAAUGGGUACUUUAUGAAUCCAAACAAGCAGGUUGAUUAUGUGUGUGAGCAGUUAGCUUCGGACCCGGAACUGAAAGAUGGAUUCAAUGCCAUUGGCUUCUCUCAAGGAAGCCAGUUUCUGCGAGCAGUAGUCCAACGUUGCGGCCACAUUCUGCCUCCGAUUAAGAAUCUGAUAACUCUUGGAGGUCAGCACCAAGGAGUUUAUGGUCUUCCUCAUUGUGGAGCUCUCAUGCAUCCUACCUGCGACUACAUCAGGCAACUACUCAACUACGCUGCUUACGACAGCUGGGUGCAAGACACUUUAGUCCAAGCGACAUACUGGCACGAUCCCUUAGACGAAGAAGCGUACAUAAACAAGAGCAUCUUCUUAGCUGAUAUCAACAAUGAAAUUCGAGUUAACAAGACGUAUAUAGAAAACCUCAAUAACUUGGAACAUCUCGUCCUGGUGAAGUUCGACAAUGAUACGAUCGUGCAACCGAGGGAAACGGAAUGGUUUGGUUUCUACGAGCCUGGACAAGCUAAGAAAAUUGUGCCUUUAAAUGAGACCAGACUUUAUUUGGAGGAUCGCCUGGGCUUUAAGAAAAUGCAGAAAGAAGGCAAAUUGGUACUGUUAUCAACAGAAGGCGAUCACUUACGUUUCUCCGAGACUUGGUUCGUCGAGAAUAUCAUUAAGCCUUAUCUCCUUAAUUAG